AUGGGGGACGCGCUGAGGUUGCGCACCGCGCGGUUGCUGACCGACUACCUGGAGUACUGCGCCCGCAGGCCCGGCACCGUCGCACAGCCGCCGUCCACCCGCGAGGCCGCCCUGCUGCGCUCCGUGGCCGCCCAGGUCCGGCAGCGUCACCUGCUCCUCUGGUCCCGCUACCGCGGAUAUCGGGGGAACCGCGUCGAGCUGGUGGCGCGCGCGGCGCAGGAGAUACUUCCAGACCGCGGAGUCCCCACCUGGGGACUCGUGGUGGUGCUCGUGACUUUCACGGGGAUCCUGCUGGAGCGACCGCCGUCAGGCCACACGUGGGAACUGAAGGAAUGGGAUGACAGCGUUGACCGGGACUGCCAGAGCUUGGUGACUUUGCUGUGCGAUUGGCUCACGGGGCCGCACCGCUCCUGGCUGGAGGUGGAGGACGGCUGGGAUGGCUUUUGUGAUGCCUUCACACCAGCAGUUGUAUCUUGGAGCAGAAUGCUGGUUCAGGUUCUUCUGUCAUGCUUGAUGGCAACAAUCUUAACCUAUUUGUGGACAAAAUUAUUGUGA
Molossus molossus (Pallas's mastiff bat) is the source of this 555-nucleotide messenger RNA. RefSeq names its product BCL2 like 10 (gene BCL2L10). NCBI's taxonomy places the organism in Eukaryota, Metazoa, Chordata, Mammalia, Chiroptera, Molossidae. The transcript has 2 exons. The coding region runs from base 1 to 555 and encodes 184 amino acids. Gene Ontology annotation, biological process: regulation of apoptotic process. The record is from RefSeq and is a predicted model, not a curated record.